Molecule: messenger RNA, 1570 nt
Organism: Glycine soja
Lineage: Eukaryota; Viridiplantae; Streptophyta; Magnoliopsida; Fabales; Fabaceae
Product: nematode resistance protein-like HSPRO2
Exons: 1
Coding region: 3-1457 (484 amino acids)
Biological process (GO): defense response
Molecular function (GO): heme binding; metal ion binding
Source: RefSeq, a predicted model, not a curated record
UCAUGUGUGCAUACCCUUUGUCUUGUACCCCAGUCCACACGUCUUUCUUUUCCUUCCCUUUAAAUUCUCCCAUUCUCUUUCUCUCAUACCCAUCUCCAUUUCCUCUUCACAAAACUCACAGUUUCCAAUUCACCAAACUCACAAUGGUUGAUCUAGAUUGGCAAACAAAGAUGGUUCACUCCAACAUCAUGCCUCCAAUGUCCCCCAAACUCUCUCUCCCGGAUCAUAACAUUCCAAUCCCAACUUUGCAACUCCCCCUUCGCCAAAACGACAUCACCGCAGCGUCGUCUCCUAUCUGCGCUGCAUACGACAACUACCUUCGUCUCCCUGAGCUCAGAGCCCUCUGGGCCUCCAAGGACUUCCCCAAUUGGGCCAACGAGCCCAUCUUAAAGCCCGCCUUACACGCCCUCGAAAUCACCUUCCGCUUACUCGCAACCGUUUUCUCCGACCCGAGACCGUACAUCAACAAACGCGAGUGGACCCGACGCGUCGAGUCUCUCGCCACGGCCCAAAUCCAGAUCAUAGCCAUGUUAUGCGAAGACGAAGAAGAAAACCCCGAGACACGUGGCAAGGCACCCGUGACUGACAUUAACGGCUUUACCGGUCAAAGCAGAAGCUACAGCGAGGAAAGCCUGCUCCCGCGCCUCGCCACGUGGCAGAAAUCCAAGGACGUGGCGCAGAGGAUUCUCAAUUCGGUGGACUACGAGAUGGGGAGGUGCACCUACACCUUAGGCUUAGGAGAGGCGAAUAUCGCGGGAAAGAAGAUAUUUCUCUUCGACGCGGUUUGCAGGCCGAGGGAGAUUCACUCGUUGGAGACGACGCCGUUUGAUGAUUACGUGGGGAACCACGAGAACAAGACGCUGCACGCCACGCAGCAGAUCGCCGAGUGUUGGACGCGCUCGGUGAAGAAGCUGCUGGAGAGAGUAACGGAGUCGGUGGAGAAAAAGGCGUUGGAGAAGGCCGCGAGUGAGUGCCAUGCGGUGGAGCGGAUCUGGAAGUUGUUAACGGAGGUUGGGGACAUGAACCUCAUGAUGGAUCCAGAGGAUUUCUUGAGGCUGAAGAAGGAGUUAGGGAUGAUGAGAACUGCGGGCGAAACGGUGGCGUUUUGCUUCAGGUCGAGGGAGCUUGUGGAGGUGGCGAGGGUGUGUAGGGAUCUGAGGGAGAAGGUGCCGGAGAUAUUGGAGGUGGAGGUGGACCCCAAGGGUGGGCCCGGGAUGAUGGAGGCGGCGAUGAAGGUUUACUCGGAGAAAGAGAAAGGGAAGGUUCAUGUUUUGCAGGGGAUGCAGGGGAUUGAGGUGGCGAUGAAGAGGUUCUUCUACGCGUAUAAGCAGGUUGUGACGGUUAUGAUGGGGAGCUCCGAGGCCGAUAAUGGGUUCACCAAGAUAUUCCUUGAACCCACUUAUUUCCCUAGCUUGGAUGCUGCCAAGACCUUUCUUGGUUAUUAUAACCAAAAUUAAUUCUUUUAUUCACUUCAAUUCCAUCUUACUCACACAAAGAAACAAAAAGGAUUGAAUUUUGUAAACAAAUCUUUGUCUGUAAAAAUAUAUUUAUUUGACUUCUUUUUGGAUCA